UUUACAGACACCGGCUCAGUAUUAUUAUCUAAAACAGCUGAGGCGUCCGUGAAAUGACGUCCGAGAAGGAGGUGUUCUUUGCAACUGGCUGAAUCGUCGCGCCAAGUAAUGUAGACAUUGCGAUACCAGUCCGUCACUUCGUGCGUGCUUAUUCACGCAAGUGGCUUAGGCUAAACAGCGAGGCUAGCAGACGAAGUCAGUCUAAGACCUUUCGUAACAUUAUUUAUUGCCACGGGAAGUAAACAAAGUACCACUGAGGGAUGUUAGCUUUGCAGUUUGACUCUGACAAUCUGUAUAGCUUCGCCCACUUCGCCCAUAGCCUCCGCAACAGCGAGCGCUGUCCGAAACCAAAGUUUUCCCUACGACCGAGCGUGAAACCCGACGAGCCGACCGAGCGACCUCAUGAUGGCAGGCAGCAAGCUAACGUUCCUGGUGUUCUUAUGCGCGGUGGUUCUGCUGCCGGCGAUCGUCCACUGCAGGUCCAUCUUCAAUCGUGACAGGCGCAGUGGCAUCUCUGACCAGCGGCUGGCCGAACUCGAGACCCUGGCUGGGCUCAAGUCCCUGCGGCACCGGCUCAAGGGCAUCACGUUCCCAGUUGCCUACGGACUCGUCGAUCCAAACAAAAUCGGCAAGAGGAAGCGUUCCUUCGAGUCCCUGGAAGAUUCCCAGCAGGCGCAGCCGCAGUCCCAGCAGGGUCGCCAAGCGGCUGCCACAGAUGCUUCUUCCUCGUCGUCCCUCUACCAAAACAUUGUAGACGACGCGGCGCUCGAAGACUACCUGACCGGACUGCCCACGCCCGACGUGACGGCGCAACGGGUCCGGUCCCCAGACCAGCUCCUCAGGAUAUAGAACGGUCCCCUUCGUUUCUCAAUCUCGCCUAUCCUUUACGACACCCACAUCGACGCCUGUGUUCAAUACUCGCUGUAAGACGAACAUGCUCCCGAUUCGUCUAUUGCCCUCGUAUGCUAUUCGUUCAGGUGAUGGUGCUGGCGUUUACGCAUCACAGUGGCUAUUAAGGGGAGCGUAGAAUCUAUAAAAAAAGCAACGUACACUACUGAAAAGCACUUGGCUUAGUUUUCUUAUGUAAAAAAAAGAAGAAAACAAGAAAGAUGACCAGAGCAACCCUACUCCGCCACUAUUCUUGGAUAGUUGACGAAAUGACGAUAAAAAAAAGAAAAAAAAAGACGAGCACAGUUCUAGAGAGAGCUGGCGGUGAUGGUGACAAGUAAAAAUAAAAUGGGAGCAAGGUUAGCGAUCAAUGAAAACUCGAUAUCGCAAGCAAUGAGGGAUUGACGCGCUCAACACGUUUCCUCAGACGAAACAGUCAACCACGCUUCUUAUAGUGCUUUCUGGGCACAAUACACUCGCAGUGUUCCAUGUUUCUUCUCUUUUCUUUUUUACCACUGCUGUGCUAUAUUUUCUCGUUUCUUUGUUUCCUUAUGAAUAUGUUGGUUUGAAUGACAUGUGACGCUUUAUUAUGAGUGCCUUCCAAAUUGUCGAUGAUGUGACCAACACCAAUUGUGCGGCAUGGUAAUAAAUUGUUAUGUCACCAAAGCAUUGACAACCGGCGCCAUGCGAAGAGGGCUACAGGUAUGCAUAAGAAUACGAAAAAAAAAAUUUGUAUUGGGUAUGAAACUUUCGUAGGAGUGCUUUCACAUAAAGUUAAAACGCACGCACACCCCAAUUCCAUGAGCAAAUUUAGCCGGUCUUUAGGCGUUACGAUUCUUCAGAACUGACAAAGCGAUGAAUAAAGCGUGAUUUCAAACGGCUUUUCGUUCGUGCUUUCGACGGAGUAGAUGCCACGUUGUCUCGUGGCUUCUGGAGAAAGAGGUUUGAAGAUGUCUCGGAGUAUAUUGAGGUUGCCAGACAUUUCACACGCAUUUCCUUAUAUUACACACAUGCCAUGAUAAACACUCCGGCAUUGAUUGGCUGCAAAGGAAGAGUUAGCUGUCUGUAGCGUACGACAAAAUAAAGUAUUAGCUUCACCGGCACGUUAUAUUUGGUAAAUUGAACUCGUUAAGCGUAGAGUGCCUCACCGCAAUAAUGUCAUCGUUGCUUUGAAUAAAUGAGUAACUGCUGCAAACUUUGCUGUGAGAAUCACUGGGGGUGCUUCUCGUACACCAGCAGGGCGUAUAAUUAGUGGAUAUCUGCAUAACUAAGCUUUAUAGCAUCGCGUAGUAUGUAAAGCAAUAAGGCUAAAACAUCGGUCCUCGAGCGCUAAUGAGAACAUGUGCACUACACCCCCAUUAAACAUGCAAGAAACGGGGCAUAAUGUGAAAAUACGUAUAAACGCUCCUCCUUUAUUUUUCCCAGUCGCAUUUUCAAUAUGUUAGUGCACCGGGGUUAGGAUUAUAAAGCGUUCAGUGCCGUCGACUUUGAUACAUUUAUCAAGAAUUUCCCACAAGGCGUCCCAAUCGGAAUUCGUGGGGAUGUGUGUUUCUGCAUUUAUACAAUAAAAAAAUUGUACCUAUACAAUGUCCUCCCAACAUUUUCAAAACUAUAGUAACGCCCCUUAAAUGUUGUAGCGAAACACGAACCUCCUUAAUGCAGCUAUAUAAUGCUCACUUUCCAGCGAUCAUAACAGCUCCAGAACGCAUGAGGUGCGCACAUCAGUGAAUCCUCGCUGCAAGGCGUACACUCAAGCAUUGUCGAACGUCGUUUAAUAAUGUUCCGUCGUCACGUUUCCUGAAACCAAAUUUUUUUUGUGCACUUUGUAAGAGCCCUGGCACGGGCUGGAUACAGCUCAGAGCAUAGUUAUAGAAAAUGAGACAUCAGCAGUGCCCGUUCAUUGGAAAAAAAAAUAUGACACAAGGCUUGCGAAUUCGGAUGCAAUCCUAAUAAGAGGCACUCAAUAUAAUCCGUGAAGGAGUUACCACAAACGUAGCUAAAGCGGACACAUCGUCGGCACGGGGCACAACUCCUGAUUGCAUCAUUGAGACUUUUUUCUCUUUGCGAUUCCUUCCAAUUAGCCCUCAAAGACGGGUUCAUGCUUGUUUAUCAGGGCGGCUACGCGCGAUGAACUGAAAAAAAAACGCAAACAAAUGGGGCAUGCUUCGUAACGCUUACAAACCCGCAGUGAGAUGUUUGUCAGACUGUCGUCGACUUUGAGUGAGUAACUUAUGAUGCUACGUUACACGUUAACGUUUCUAUCCCAGAUGACUGUACACCUGUACGUGCGAUGAGUGAAUUGAACAUAUGCUUUCCAUUAAACCCCCCCCCUCCCCCCGCUAAUCCUCAGUCGCCUGUCAUUGGGUGUUUUGUGCAAGACGCUUAUGAUGAUCUCACUGUGUUAUGCUGUACAUUGUGAUGUUUUGAGUUUAUAUUUAUUGAAUAUGUGUUGCGCUGAUUGCGUGGAAGUUGUGGAGCUGUUCAUUUUCGAAUCACCCGGAAACCCCUUUUAGCAGUUACGAAUAUCAAUUGGUGAUGUCAGCGCGCGACGUCGGAGAUGACGGUACAAUAUUCGUUGUCGCUAGAAAAGAAAAAAAAAAAGAGCCGCGACUUCUGUGCAAUUUACUUAUUAGUUUGACUUCCACUAUGAUAUUUAUGAAAUUGAAGAAGUUAUUUCAUUGUAUUAUAUACAUUCCUUUCGCCCCGUCACUGUUGUUUCUGUAGAGUGCAGCAUGCCUUUUCUGUCCUGAGCCGCAUUUUGUAAAUAUAGGUACUUUUAGAGAGUUCUACUCAGUGUUGGUGCCGAUUAGGAUCAGUGUUGCCAGAAUAAAAUGUACUGUUCGUCU
Messenger RNA from Dermacentor silvarum, 3734 nucleotides. RefSeq lists its product as uncharacterized. NCBI's taxonomy places the organism in Eukaryota, Metazoa, Arthropoda, Arachnida, Ixodida, Ixodidae. The record is from RefSeq and is a predicted model, not a curated record. The transcript is spliced from 4 exons. Bases 403 to 849 code for a protein of 148 amino acids.